This is a messenger RNA of Oryza sativa Japonica Group (Japanese rice), 1157 nucleotides long. The record is from RefSeq and is a predicted model, not a curated record. NCBI's taxonomy places the organism in Eukaryota, Viridiplantae, Streptophyta, Magnoliopsida, Poales, Poaceae.
GGGGUAGUCAACUUAUGGUGUAAGUGGAAGAUCUAUAAGUGGAAGGGUGGAAAAACUCAAAAGAUGUCCUAGUUGUAACCUCUGUAGCAAUGUCAACCUUGGAAGGUUGAUGGGAAACCAGUCCCUGGUUUCUGUGGGAAAAAAGAAGUAUGCUGUUGAAGGAUGGCAAUGGCUUCUGCUCUGACGAACUGUUGGGCUAUUUCUCGUUCAUCUCAGCGUGGAUCCAAGAAUAAUAGUUCUGAUGGUUCCUUCAUGGUGCCAGCUCGGAACCACAAUCGGAUCAACAGAAAGCACCUCUUGCUCCGAGAAAAGGAUGCUUCAACUGGUUGGCAGAUCACCAAAGCUGCAACAGAAAAUUCCACCAAUGCUGUUCACACCCCAAUGAAGACUAAAUGGUGGGAAAAGAACAUGAAAUCCUGCAACAUGAAAAACAUUGAAUCACAAGACGAUUUUGACAAGCAGCUCCUGUUGGCCAGCGAUAAGCUCACCGUGGUGCACUUCUUUUCCCCUAGUUGUGGAGCUUGCAAGGCCCUACACCCUAAGGUAUGUCAAUUGGCUGGCAUGCAUCCGGAACUGCAGUUUCUUAUGGUCAACUCCAAUGAACAAAAGGAGAUGUGCCGCAGGCUCAAUGUUCAUGUAUUGCCAAUGUUCCGCUUUUACAGAGGUGCAGAAGGCCGUAUCUGUAGCUUCAGCUGUACAAUUUCAACUAUUUAUAAGAUCAAAGAUGCAUUGAAAAGGCAUGGGGUUCAGCUAGAGAAUCUUGGACCAGAUAAGGGCUUGGAGAAAUCAGAACUUCAGAACUCUGAUAUUGACGCUUCAUAUAACAUGGAUGGAGGUGUGGGUGCUGUCGUGCCCAACAAUGAAUAGGCAUCAAUUUUAUGAUGCAAAUUGCACAAUUUGGUGCUUUAUAAUUUGGAUGUAUGUUUAUAGAAGCCAAGAGUCUGAUUGUGGGUGUGAUAAUCUUGAAUAUUGGCGCCCAUAGAUGCUCAUAAAAAUCCUAUAUAUUAAAAGGAUAAGGCAAUGCGCCAGUGUGUCUCUAGUUUUGUAACAUUGAAGCAUUUUAAGCUUCUUGUAUUCCGCUUACUUUUUUCAUAAUAAAUCGUACUGGUGUGGAUUACUUUUUUCAUAAUAAAUCGUACUGGUGUGGAGUCAGUGCA